Asterias rubens (European starfish) is the source of this 867-nucleotide messenger RNA. RefSeq names its product vesicle transport protein SEC20-like. Gene Ontology annotation, cellular component: endoplasmic reticulum; SNARE complex. The record is from RefSeq and is a predicted model, not a curated record. The coding region runs from base 1 to 681 and encodes 226 amino acids. Gene Ontology annotation, biological process: retrograde vesicle-mediated transport, Golgi to endoplasmic reticulum. Lineage: Eukaryota; Metazoa; Echinodermata; Asteroidea; Forcipulatida; Asteriidae. The transcript has 6 exons. Gene Ontology annotation, molecular function: SNAP receptor activity.
AUGGCGAUCGGCAAUAAUGUGCAAGCUGGGAAUGUUGCAAAGGAAAUCAUUGCAACUGACCUCCAAAUCAAUGGCCUUGUCCAGGAUAUCCGGAGUAAUUGCCAGUCAGUUGAUGACAUGAACAAAGUCAACCAGAAGAUUAAAGAACAAAUGAAGAUUACACAGACAAGAAUAAGUGAUUUGGAACGAAUAGCCAAUGAACAAGACAAGGAAACAGACAGAUUAGAGAUUCUGAAAGAAGUGGAAAGCUUCCGUAAGCAGUUGUCAAGCACACAGACAUCCAUAAGGAAAGCCAACUUGUCUUGCAAGAUGGCAAUUGACCGUAGUGAACGAGAAAGUUUGUUUCACGGAAGUGCGGAUCCAGAUUUACGCAAAAGAUUAAAUAAAGAGAACCUGGCUAAGACAGCGACUAGCAUCACUGAUAACCUGAUGUCAUUGAACAGAAUGAUGGCUGCUAAUGUAGCACAGAGUGGGCUCUCAAAUCAAGUUCUAGUUAAGUCUUCAGCAACUAUCUCCGACACCCACGAGGAGUUUAAAGGCAUGGGAGGAGUGAUCCAGACCAGUCGAAGUUUGCUGACCAAAUACAACCGACGAGAGCUGACAGACAGGCUUCUUAUAUUCCUUGCAGUUGCCCUUUUCCUUGCAACGGUGCUGUACAUACUCAAGAAGCGAAUAUUUUGAUGAUAAACAUGACGAGGGGGAGGGGGAAAGGGGCUUCGGCAGAAGGCUGGGGAGUAAUUUUUAGUAAUUUGGGGUGUCGUGGCCCUGGGACGGUCGUGGCCGAGCGAAAAAGAGCAUCAGACUCAAGUUCUGGUGGUUAAGUCAUUGGGAUGCGAGUUUGAAUCCCGGUCGUGACAAUUGUGUCCU